AUGGUUACUGGUGAGCAAAUCGAUCACAUUGCCAUUGUUGCCUCUGCGGUAACAUGGCCGUUCGCGGGCAUCAGUACUGUGCUAUUCUUCAUGCGCAUAUUUGCGCAGUUACGGCAUACAACUCAAAGGUCGUAUUGGGAAGAUCUCAUGUUAGCCCUUUCCUGGAGCUUCGCUAUCGUGCAGGCUGUCAUUCUUCAGAUAGCGCUGAACGCCGCAAAAGAUCUCGACAUCAAUAACCAACCGGGCACCGUCCCCAAGGCUGCGUUUUGGGCGAUUAUGAUGAACAAUUGGUCGUUUUUGAGCAUAGAACUUCCGAAAGUCUGCGUCGCGAUUCUACUUGUUCGCCUGUUUCGACCGGCACUCUGGCUCCGGAUUGCCAUCUGGGGCCUUUGUGUGAUAAUUAAUGUAGUGGCAGUCGGCGGCUUUAUAAUAACCUGGGUGAUGUGUAACCCAGUGGCCGCACAAUGGAAUCCCUGGAAAUAUCCCACAGCCAAGUGCUGGCCUCGCUCGACCCAGAUCACCUACGCCUGCGUCUCAUGCGGCAUCUCCUCGUUCAUCAACAUUGCCUUCUCCGUAUAUCCAGCUAUUGUUGUUUGGAAGCUGCAAAUGGCCCGCUGGAAGAAAGUCGGUACGAUUGGACUUAUGGGCCUGGGGCUGGUAGCUUUCGCUUUUUCUGUAGUCAAGCUCUACUAUAUGACAUUCUUGCUUGCCGAUCCCCCUCCCGUGGAGCUCAUCUACCUCUGUGCCCAACUCGGCAUUUGGAAUCGUAUCGAAAACGAUUUUGUUUUGAUGGUCGGCCUUUUGCCCUUUGUGCGUUCCUUCUUUAAGGCAUGCACGAAUCUCAAGGCGCACUCUUCCUCAAGCGGCUCACGCUUCAAGAGCGAUCAGUAUUACUCAAUCAAUUCUCAUAAGCAGCGCAAGGACCCCGAUGACCAACUUGAUGUUGAAAUGAGCUCGCUCGGACGUCAGCUCAAAGAAGAAGCCUCAUCUUCUCUCAGUUUUGACAGGAAUCACGGAGGCAAGCUAGCUAAGCCUGCAAGUUUCUCCUAA
Molecule: messenger RNA, 1050 nt
Organism: Penicillium coprophilum
Lineage: Eukaryota; Fungi; Ascomycota; Eurotiomycetes; Eurotiales; Aspergillaceae
Exons: 3
Coding region: 1-1050 (349 amino acids)
Source: RefSeq, a predicted model, not a curated record